AUGCCGCAUAUUAAACUCUAUAAUAUUAUAUUAAUAUUUUUGUGCAUUACAUCGAACGUUUUUUCAGUUUUAUCAAAAUUAUCAAAAUUAGAGAAAGAUGUCAACCUUGCAGUACGUUCUAGUAUAUUUACCAGUGAUGAUUUGUCGUAUAGUAUUAAACUGAAUCUCGACAUGGAUUUAAACCUGUAUAUAUAUUUGGUUCCAUCUGAAGCUCCAGAUUCAAAAACAGAUAUGUACAUGAGUGUAUUUUAUAUUUAUACGAACUGUUCAUUUGCUGAAUGGCUUCAGAAUAAGCUAUUUAAAUUCAUCGAAAAAUUCCCAAUAUUUUAUCAAUCGAAAUUUCAAAACACUUAUAAUAAUGAAUUUAAUAAACGUUUUGUAAGACCGAAUAUAAUUGAUAAAUUAAUCGAUAUCGACUCUUUUGUUAAACGCUUCAUAAAUAUUUUACUGCACAAUUUCUUACAUCUCGCUGAUUCUAGAGAUUAUGAUACGUCGUUAUUAAAAACAAUGUUAUUACUUCAAUUUAAAAUUCACUUUUUGACGCUCCCUGUGGAUACUGAACAACCACCAUCAGAUGAUGUAGUAGUACGUUCAAUUCUUGAAAUAAUGAACUUAAUUCAAACGUUCAUGGCCACGAAUUGUGAUGUUCACACUCAUAAUGAAAAAUAUUUUACCGCUGAUAAAUAUUUUAUUAAAUCAUCACAUUUCUUCGAUUUUUGGAUAACUAUUUCAGCUGACACAAAUGACUUCAUUGGAAAUAUUUUCAAUCUUAUAAAACAACUGGGUUUAGAAGAUAGUAAUAAAUAUUGUAAUACAGAUCAAAUGUUGUUGGUAAAUGUUGUAGCCGAGAACCCGGAUCAUCCUGUUUUAUGGGAGAUUUCUCACGCAGAAGUUUAUACAAAUUCUAAAACAAUUAAGAUUUACCAAAUACUAAACAAAAUUGAUAAACGUGAGUGUGACCUUGAACUAAUAUUUUGGUAUCAGGAAUCAAUUUUUAAAGCAAUUGUGAAAUUGAUAUACAGUAAGAUACUAACAGCCUUACAACAAGGAACUUCUAAGCCGGAUGAGAUUGUUGAGUCAAUACCAAAAUUCAUUGAAUUGCCAACAGAUGUCACUGAUUAUUUUACGAGCAUAAUAUAUGAUAAGGAUGAAGAGAAUGAACAGAUUAAUACCGAUGAUAUUAAAGAAAAAUUGAUUAAAAAGAUUACUGAUCUUCGUGACUCGAUUACCAAUAUAAUUUUAAUAACUUAUAAUACAAUAAAAAAUCAAGACGUAUCUAAAUUAGAUGAAUUUACAACAUAUAUAGAUUUAAGCAGUGAAAAGUUUUACUGUUAUAUUUCGGUGUUUAAAUUCCUACGAAAAGAAUUCACUAAAUAUUACAUACCAUUUUUAAGAGAUCUAUCAAAAGUCGAACACAUUGUGUACGAAGAUGUUAAAAUCGAUGAAAUCGUUCGAUCCGAUGUGAAUGAUAAACUAACUGAUAGUAGCAAAUAG
Macrosiphum euphorbiae (potato aphid) is the source of this 1494-nucleotide messenger RNA. NCBI's taxonomy places the organism in Eukaryota, Metazoa, Arthropoda, Insecta, Hemiptera, Aphididae. The record is from the annotation of a GenBank genome assembly.